ACGACAUCUACACAUCCAUCCAUCCAUCCACACUCCAGCCGCCACCAUUGAUCCAUCAGAAUCCACACCCACAGCCUGAAUCCACCAUCCCUUCUCCAAAAAGAGAGAGGAAAGCUCGGACCCACAUACAUACCUGCCAAGAUCCAGCAGACAAGAAAGACAGUUGAAAGGAUAGACGGAUAGACAAGAAGCAUAUCUUAUCAUCACGAACACAAGCUAGCUAUCAGAAGCUAUCAGCAAACAACCAAACACAAUCAUGUCCACCAACGGCAUCACCACGGACGAGAAGUCCAACGGCACCACCACCAACAACGAGAGUGUGGUUUCGAAAUCCCAAUUCCUCUCUCACCUCCAAACCUACCCCCUCCUAACCUCCGCCUACACAACCCUCACCACCCACCCCUACGCCGCCACCCCCCUCUCUCUCACCCACCGCACAAUCGACACACUCACCCCCUACGCCACCCCCUUCGUCACCCCCGUGGCGCCAUACGUCACACCUUACCUGAUCAAGCUCGAUUCGCUCGCUGAUUCCGGAUUGAGUGCGUUUGAUGCCAGGGUGCCUGCCGCCAAAAAGCCAACUUCUGAGCUGUACGAACAAACCCGCGAGUUGGCUCUUACACCAUACACAUUGAGCAAGGAGGGGAGCGAUUUCGUCUGGAAGACUUAUGAGGGAGAAGUCAAGCGCGCGGAUGCGAAGGGUGUUAUUGGCUACAGCAGGGCAGUGGUCGGAACUGGAUUCGUCGUCGGUGGAGAAGUCAUUCACUGGGCGAGGGGGGAGGGGAAGAAGGUCGUUAAUGGGGAGAAGGCUUAGAGAGGGUAUUUUUGGCCUGGGGAUGGGAGAGAGGGAUAAUAGAAUUGGAAGGGGAGCGCUUGAUGCGCGGAUUUGACAAGAUCGGAUUGGAUGGGAGGAUGUUUGAUAAACCACAGACAGACGGGAUUAUUGUUUAUUGUUAAUAGGCGCGUGUUCAUAGAAUUCGGAAAUCCAAAAAGCCUUUUCUUCACUCACCCUCAGU
This is a messenger RNA of Pseudogymnoascus verrucosus, 1016 nucleotides long. RefSeq lists its product as uncharacterized. The record is from RefSeq and is a predicted model, not a curated record. The transcript has 3 exons. NCBI's taxonomy places the organism in Eukaryota, Fungi, Ascomycota, Leotiomycetes, Thelebolales, Thelebolaceae. The coding region runs from base 257 to 814 and encodes 185 amino acids.